Loxodonta africana (African savanna elephant) is the source of this 234-nucleotide messenger RNA. RefSeq names its product defensin beta 135 (gene DEFB135). Gene Ontology annotation, biological process: innate immune response. Bases 1 to 234 code for a protein of 77 amino acids. The record is from RefSeq and is a predicted model, not a curated record. Gene Ontology annotation, cellular component: extracellular region. The transcript has 2 exons. NCBI's taxonomy places the organism in Eukaryota, Metazoa, Chordata, Mammalia, Proboscidea, Elephantidae.
AUGAGGAGCUUGUUCUUUGUCCUUGUGGUUCUUGUCUUGCUCUCCUAUAUUCCACCAGUUAGAAGUGGACCAAAUAUAUACAUAAGAAGAUUUUUUAAUACAUGCUGGCGAACAAAAGGUGUCUGCAGGAAAAGUUGUUUCAGAGGUGAACUCUAUCAUAUUUUUUGUGAUACUUCACACCUGUGCUGCAUCAAUAAAAAGUUUAUGCCUAUACAGGUUGGGACAAUGACUUGA